Molecule: messenger RNA, 2803 nt
Organism: Chara braunii
Lineage: Eukaryota; Viridiplantae; Streptophyta; Charophyceae; Charales; Characeae
Source: the annotation of a GenBank genome assembly
GCCCAGAUCUCUGGGGUUGUCUGUGUUGGUUCAAGGAGUGAGGCUACGUAAUCAGUUUCAUAACCAGCAGCGGAAGGAGUUAAGGAAAGGAGUUACGUCAUAGGAGGCAGCAUGGCAUCGCAAAUUUACACACGUGUCACGGACCCUUCAUUUCUUUGCUGCCUUUCGACAUGGUCACUUGCUGACUCAACUGUGCACGUCUGUUGCCCUUUCGACGUGGUCACUUCCUGGCUCAACUGUGCACGUCUGUUGCCCCUCGAUGACUCGCUGAAUCUCUGGCCUGCUUUCUAGCUGCCGAUGUGGAUGGGUCAGGAUGGAGCCAUGUUUGGGAAGAUGGGGUUUGAAACCUCAGAUGGGGUCUUUCCUAGAGAUCGACUGUGUGAGAUCUUAUACCACUUGAUCCUGUAAUUUGACAUAGAAAUUUAAAGACCCUUUAAAGAUCACCCCACAACUUCGGUGGGGAUGAUAUGGAGCUGCUUCCCUGCCAUAGCUUUCGAACACUGUAUUGACUUGCUGCAAAGUUAAUAUUUGAUAGGUAGAACCUUUGGGGGGCUUGGUGCCCCUCUUGCCCCCUCUUUGCAGGCCUAGGCUGUUUCGGUUGCAGAAGCACAUGCUCAGAGUUGACAAAUGUCAUGAAUGACAUUCAAUUCAAAAUGAAAGCUACUGCUUUCCUCCAUUGGUUAAUUACUCAAACAUGGAAUGCUUCGUCUUCAUGUUGUGACUGUUGCGAAGUGAAGUCCCUUUGCCCCUACUGAGAACAGAUCACAUGUGCUCCUUUCACGUGCUGCAUGUCGUUUACAUGCUCCUUUCACGUGUUGCGUGUCGUUUACACACGUGUUGCAUGUCGUUUACAUGCUCCUUUCACGUGUUGCAUGUCGUUUACAUGCUCCUUUCACGUGUUGCAUGUCGUUUAUUGCCAGCUUAUCCCUUUGCCUAUCCUGAGAACAGAUCAUAUGCGCCCAUCAGGCUUUGCUGCUACCAGCUGGGCUGGUAGGGAAGAAUGGAAGUUGCUGUCCAUAUACACGAGGGCAGACAGCUGAGACAGACGCAGCAGAAAGACGCUGCAGCCUUAACAGCCGCUGUUCGCGCUACCGCCACACAUCAGAAACAACAGCAACAGCUGUUGAACACCACCACCACACGUGUCAACAGCAUGGAAGCUAAGGCAUCAGCAGCGCCAGGCUGCACGACAGACACGACGAAGCAGCUCGGGGAGCGCAUCGACCAUGUCGUCACUAUUAUCGGCGAACUAGGUGAUUUCACUAGUCCGGCCACGAUCAGCAGCACGGUGGCCGCCAUCAAGACGGACAUCACCAAACUGCAGACAAGACCGGACGCCGCUCCAAAGGCAUACAAGAUGCCGCGCUUCAACAUCGGCAAGUUUGACGACUACAACAAGACGGACGCCUUGACAUGGUGGCAAAGCUUCCUCACCGAAGCAUCCUGCCACACGGUACCGCCCGAAGACAUGAUGAAAGCGCUCUACCUCCAACUUAUUGGAGGCGCACAGGCAUGGAUGAACCAUCUCGCGGCCAAUCAAAAAUGCACCAUCGCCCAACUCCACACGCACAUUCCGCGGAAGGAGUUCAAGCAACUGUGGUUCACUCGAUUCAUGGUCCGCAACGUUGUAAAGGCGGCCAUGAACGAGGUUUACACCAGCUCACAAGGAAACAUGCCAACUCGAGACUGGACGAUCAAGUGGCAUAAGAUAGUAACCACUCCAGGCUUCGACUUGAGUUUUCCAAACCAACGAUCCGAAUUCUUUUCUCGAUCGUGCGCAGGACUGCGGUCGGCACUCGGCAACGAGUACGACUCUACCUCAUUCCAGGCUAUUCUGGAUUGUGUGAAGCUGGUCAUCCAAACGGAUGACAAAGCCGCUAACGAACGGCAGUCCCAGCAGCACUAUUGCCAUCAUAACGAACGGCCUCAAAACGGCGAUGGUGGGGUUUUGAAAAAGAAAGGUGUUGUAGAAAAUGGGGGCCUGGGAAAGUGUGAACAAAAGGUAAGUCAGGUGGAGAACGAUCAAAAGGAUGAACUUCAAGGAGAACAUCAUCAUGAAGGUCAACAAGAGGGUCUUAAGGAUUGUAAUGAUGAUGAUGAUGAUGAUGAUGGCUAUACUAACCAUUGGAAUCAUAAGAGUGGAGAUGAAGAAAGGGAAGAUGAUAAUGCAGGUCGCCUCAGCCGGCGGAGAAGGAGACGCGCGGACAUCCGCGCUGCCAGUCGGCAAGCUGAGCCCAGACAGAGCGGGCCAGCAGGCUUCGCACCGAGCGUGACCAGCCGGCGAUGGUGGCACGCCUGCAGCCAGCAAGCAAAGCGAAGCCGGCGAUUUCGUCGGAAGCGUACAUAGGUGAGGAGUGCGGUCGCUAUUAUCUUGUCUACCGGCGAACGGAACCAACGGAACGAACGGAUGGACGUUGCAAUUAAUCAAACUGAAUCAAUCAAAACGUAACCAACGAAUGAUCAUCGAGCAAUCGGUCUCUUGGGCGACGGGGGAAACGACGACGGCUGCGUAGUUCAGGUGAUCUGUCCGACAGGGCGGGCGACAGAUCGACUGCGCGAUCGACCCAGGCCUCAGAUCGACCGGGACACGCACGCUGGGAAGGCGGAGGUCGAGCGACGGCCGAGCGUCGAAAGAGCGACACGCGAGCGACAAGUGAUAAACAUCUGCUCAACUGGGCGACACUUACGUUCAGAGGAGCAACGUGUUCAAAACUGAGAGAGAGAGAGAGAGAGAGAGAGAGAGAGAGAGAGAGAGAGAGAGAGAGAGAGAGAGAGAGAGAGAGAGAGAGAGAGAGAGAGAGAG